This is a messenger RNA of Lolium perenne, 769 nucleotides long. Lineage: Eukaryota; Viridiplantae; Streptophyta; Magnoliopsida; Poales; Poaceae. The record is from RefSeq and is a predicted model, not a curated record.
AUGAACUGCAAUGACGCCACUCUUGGCAAGCCUGAGGGAGAGCUUACUCCUUCUCAGGAGCAAGUUUUUCAGAAAACUGACAGGCUGUUCAGGGCUGCUCUGUUAUCUGUACUUGGAGAGAACAUUAUUGAACCCUAUAUGUUCUUUACUAAUGGCAAGGACAUGUGGGCUGCUCUCGAGGCCAAGUUUGGGGUCUCGGAUGCAGGUAGUGAACUGUACAUCAUGGAGCAAUUUUGUGACUUCAAGAUGACUGGUGAUCGCUCAGUUGUUGAGCAGGCUCAUGAGAUACAGGCACUAGCCAAGGAGCUUGAGUACUUCUCCUGUGUGUUACCGGACAAGUUUGUUGCCGGAAGCAUUAUUGCCAAGCUGCCUCCUUCAUGGAGGAAUUUUGCUACUUCCCUAAAACACAAGAGACAAGAGUUCACUGCUUCGGAUCUCAUUGGGACUCUUGAUGUGGAAGAAAAGGCGAGGGCAAAAGACACACUUGCUCGUGGUGCUGAGGGUGGUUCAAGUGCCAACUUGGUACAGAAAAAGAACUUCCAGUCCCACAAGUUCAAGAACAAGGGCAAGCGCCAGCAUGGGAAGGGCGGCAAGACCGCCAAUGUUGUCAUGGGCGAUGUUGAUAUGAAGGAUGUUGGGUAUGGUAUAUUACCUACUGUUCUUUCAUUAUGUCAUUCUCCUGAUUGGUGGAUUGACACGGGCGCUAAUAUCAGAGGGACUCAGUCCGUGCUGAUGGGAAACGGCUCGCAUGCUUCUGUUCAUGGUGUUG